ACCACACGAAUAGCAUACACCUGAGGAAAGCCACGUGAUCAUGCCAGAAUGCCAGGCAAGCACGACCCGAACACUCUCUGGGUCGCCCUCAACGAGCUCGGCGAAGGCGACAUCUUCCAAGUCUACCCUCGCCUCCUGGCGCAGUUGCUGCUUCAGGAGGAGGCGGCGAGGCAGGAUGGAGACACGAGCGAGGCGGAGAGGCUCGUGCUGCCGAGUGAUAAGGAGUGGAGGCUGCAGCAGUACUUCCUGCUGGUAGCGAUGCAGAAGGGUCUGGAGCUGGAGAACGUAUUAAAUGAAGCGGAAAAAACCCGGAAGCCCCCCGAAGACUUAGUCGAAGAGUGGGCCCCAUGGCGACUCGUGGUGUCAAUUAAAAAUUCCAACGCACCCCCGCCCGUUGCCGUGCGGUCCCCUCCUGGAUACGCCUGGGACAUUGCUCAGGUCUUGAAAGCAGCCCACCUGCUCUCGAAACCCCCGAAGAAGGUAGACUUCGCUGAUGAACAGCAAAUGCGAUGCGUCUACGCUCUCAUCUACGAUGUGUUUCGGUAUAAGUCCAUAUUAGAACAAGCUAUAGAAGACAUCGACUUUUUCGGCAACUUCCCACAGUACGGCGACAAUCAUCACACAGUCUGGCUAUUCCUCAUGGAGCUGACCCGUCGGCGCUGGGGCGCGAGGCCCAGAGGCGAGGCCGAACGCGCGGUGAGGCUUUUGAAAGAGGCGGGCUCGCCGUACCAGGACAUUGAGAAUACUGUCUGGGAGCAACGAGUGCACUUCGCUGCCGCUAUAGCCAGGAUACGGAUUAAGAAUAGGGCUUUCUCAUUAAGAGAGCUUCUGCCACCACACCUGAGAGACGAACCUCUGUCGACUUGCGUGAAUAAAGAAUCUGUCACUGGAUGGGUCAAUACCUUUAAAGCCACGAAAGUAGCGAAUCUUGUGAUGAAGCUCCACGAGCUGGGCUACUCUUACAGUGGAUCACGACAACUAUGCGCAGGAGAGUACAGAUUCGAUCGCGUCUGCCCCAGGUUUAUCACACUGCGCCCUCCAGCUGAUAAAACCAUCGGACAGCUGGAGCUGGUCAAAGAUGGAAUCAUCGUGUUGCAGGAGCGUGAAUUCUGCGAAGGCGCCUCAACGCUCUGCCGAGCGCUGCGCGCGAACAGCCUCCGCGGCGUAGUCGCCCAGACCCACGCAUCCUCCCCACGCAGCUCGGCGUAUUUAGCGGCUCAGCUGCGGGAGCUGGGGGCAGUGCUGAAGGCCAGCGCUCCGGCCGCGCCCGCUACCCCACAGCUUGGCAAACUCGUCGUGUUCGGGGCUGGAGACAAGGUAUCUAGUUACGUCGGCGCCCUCAGAGAGCUAGGCAUCGAGGCCUCCGAAGCCCCUCAAUCCGGCGCUCCAGUCUGCGUCAUCAGCGAAGAGGUGUACUGCGACACUCCAGUGGUGACCAGCGCCCUUGAUGGCGUGGUAGCCGUGUUGGCUACACCGCCUAACUCUUACUCUGCUGUCACGGAUCCUAUUGAUCUUGUGUGUGGAAGAGGAGGCGACUUGGCUAUGCUGGAGAUUCUUACAGAAUCUGAAAUAGACGCUAAAGGCAGAGAACGAGUUCAAUUUAUACUUGAGGAGCAGAAGAAAACCCUCAAGACACUGUUAUCAAAGCCUCAGAUCCAGUUGAUUCUGUACGAGACCCACUCAGCUCUCGAGGCCGAAAACCAAGCUCAAGUCACUCGGGCCGUCGCCGAGGCCAACCGCCUCGCCCGCGAGAGACACGUUCUGCUCAAGAAGAAGCAUAAAGACCAUCACGUUUCUAUUCCCAAGAAAGACAUCACCGAGGUAGCGAGCACGACAUCGUUCUCUUCACUGGAUAACGCGGUAGUGACCACUGACAGAGAUUACUCUGCGGCCAGCAAGUCUCGACCGGCGUCUGCUUGUACUGACAGUUCCAGACCGGCUACCGCCAGCGUUCUGAAAAAGCAAACGGACCGUUCCGAGCCGGACACGCGGCCGAGUACAACCAGCAAGGGCCGGCCCGUCCCGGAAACACCCGUAGCGAACGCACCGCGGGACCCCGACGAUGACAAUCCGGAUGUUUACGUGCCAAACUGCGAUUUGUUUGAAAUCCAGACGCUGCCAAACCUUGGGAAUGGUUUAGACAUCAACUAUAUUUUAGACAGAGACGGAUGCUACCUCGGACUCAUUCAGAGGAAGGAGAUCACCCGGCUAGACGCCAAGUACAUGAUUCAAGUGGCGGAGGAACGCGGGCUGUUCGGCGCGGCGACGCCGGCGCCGGUGGCGACAAGGCGGAAGAAGGCCGCGGACACGGGUGCCAUGAAGAGGCGCCGCGGGAAGGCCGGGGCUUUUGAGGUGGACCGAAUCAACGCCCCGACGUACGCGUCGCUGUCGCGGUCGUCGCGGCGCAGCAGCGCGCCGGCGCCGGCGGGCGGCGCGGGCGCGGGCGCGCACUCGGCGGCGCUGCUCGCCGCGCCCGGGCUGCCGCGCGUGUGCAGCCGCCACGAGCGCCGCCAGGCCGCCGCCGGCUCCGCGCUCUGCGCGUGCGACGCCAGGCACAGAUUAUACCCGGGCUACCGCGACCGGCGCAUGUCGGCGGACGGCGUGAGCCCGCGCUCGCCGCCGCCGUGCCGGCGCCCCUUCCCGCUGGCGGUGCACGACCUGCGCCUGCGCCGCUGGUCGCAGGACUCCAUCGACUCGGCGCCGAGGCUCGACGCACCUCCCCGCACUAUCCUCACGCACAAGAAUACGUAUCAGAAGAUGUUUGAUUUUUAGUUUUUGUUAGGUCAAAAAGUUAGGUCUGGGACUAGCCGCCGAGAGGCUGAUUCGAAAUUUAGAUUUCAUUUUGACUUCACACGUCCGUGCGUACCGGUCGAGCGAGAUAUUAAGGCUGAUCUUAGUGUCAUGCGGACCGUCCGCGCGGAUCGCUCCGCACCGCCAAAUUGUAUGAGAAAGCUGUCCUCGUCCGCGCGGACCCAACAGCUUUACUCUAUGGCUGGUUACAUAUCAAUAAGAAAUAUUCGCAAAUUCGAAUGCCACACUAGAGGGCCGGCCGUUAUAUCCGAAAAUCUCUUAUAAACUACCGCUGGUUGUCAAUAAUUUGCCUUUUGAUAGUCCAGUCACAAAACAUGGCGCCGUACACCGCCAUCUAUUACUAGGUCUAGUAUGUAAUAAUAGCUAGCUCUAUUAUUACCAAAGAGAAUUUGAAAUAGAAAGUAAUAUCAUGGUAAAUUAUGUAGCUACAGUACAUUUACUGCCAUCUUUUGACAGAUGAUUAAAACAGUUAGAACGCCAUUUGACUUUGAUCAUUAUUUUUUCACUGAUAUGUGUCAACUUGUUAAAUAUUAAUAUUAACGCCAUCUACUCGAGCGUAGGCUGAAGGUUAUGGCGCCAUCGCUCAAAAACAUUGCACCAUGCCUUUGGCCUAGUGUGGAGUAUAUGGCGUUAAUAUUUAUUAUAUAACAAGUUGACACAUAUCAGUGAAAUAAUAAGGAUCAAAGUCUAAUGGCGUUCUAACAGUGUUGUGACAAUCCGCCUCUAAACACUUUAUUUUCUUUGAUUAAAGAGAGAUAUAUUGAAUAAGAGGUACAAGUUCCUACAAAAACUAUUUAGAUGUAAAAUCAUUUAGAAUAAUUAUGUUGAGUCGAAUAAUAUUCUGAGUGUUUUAGUAUUUACCACAAGUUAUUAUGAAGACAAUAAAUGUGCAACAAAACCAAA
This is a messenger RNA of Cydia fagiglandana, 3714 nucleotides long. RefSeq lists its product as uncharacterized. Lineage: Eukaryota; Metazoa; Arthropoda; Insecta; Lepidoptera; Tortricidae. The transcript is spliced from 18 exons. The record is from RefSeq and is a predicted model, not a curated record. The coding region runs from base 49 to 2772 and encodes 907 amino acids.